UUUUUCCCCUGUUGUUUUGUUAGUUACAUUGUAUUGUAUGUAUUCCGUCAAGUUCAGCUGUAACGUUUGAUAAUCGCAGUGCUUAAAUAUUAAUAUUUAAGCUGAAUUCAGCUCCUAUAAAAUCUGUUUGCAAACAACAUUCGUUUUGAACAGUCCAUGAGGUUGACUGUUGUUUUCAGUGGUGCUUCUCAACUGAAACUUAUUUGUAAUUUUACCUUCAUUUCUGGUUUUGCCUAGGAAGUUUUGACAACCCCAUGGAAGAUUCAGUAGUAUAGUUAGUGAGUCGGUUGUUAUAUUUCAAUUCUUGCAGUAGCAAGGUCAAUCAAGAUCUAGUUCCUCCUGCAACUUUUUCACUAAAAGAGCUGGUGACAAUUGCUGAGAUAUGGAGCUUCAGUCGUUUUCAUUUGACGAUGGUCAACGAAGAAUCUAUAAGAAUCAAGCUCAUUCUUUUAGGUGAUUCGGGAGUGGGGAAGACCAGUUUAAUUCGUCGGUUUGUUGACGAUCAGUUUAUACACAAUGAGGCAGCCACUAUUGGAUUCGAUUUUAUACCAUAUCAAUUGGUUGUAGAUGGUGAGACGGUUCAGUUUAAUAUAUGGGACACAGCUGGUGCAGAACGUUAUAGUGGUUAUCUGACUCCUUCAUUCUAUCGGAACGCUCACGGUGCUCUUUAUGUAUAUGAUGUUACUUCUGUACAAAGUCUUUCGGGGGUAAAGUAUUGGGCUGAACAAACAGAACAGUUCUGUGGUGGUCGGCUUUUGAAAAUGCUUGUCGGGAACAAAAUUGAUUUGGAUGGCCGUGUAGUUUCGAAAAAAGAAGGUUCAGAUUUCGCUCGAAGACUUGGAUCACUUUUUGUGGAAACUAGCGCAAAAACAAGUGAGAAUGUUCGUGAUGCAUUCGUAGAACUUGUUCGUAAAAUACUUCAAGAUCCUGAAUUCAGAUCAGCCUCGUCGUCACAACCACCUAAAGGUUUACCGUUGGAGUGUAAACAACCUGAUUCAUCACUUUCAACGUGUUCGUGUUAAUAUGAAAUUUAAGUCAAUAAGAUAACGGUUUAUCUAUAAUCAGAUGCAUUCAACAAUCAAGUGUUCAAUUACAGAAGAACAAAUCGCGAACUUACUGAUGCCUGUGAUCCACUUUAUUGCCUUAUUCCUUCUUACUGGCCUUUUUCCUGUGAACAUUAUCUCUC
Molecule: messenger RNA, 1186 nt
Organism: Heterobilharzia americana
Lineage: Eukaryota; Metazoa; Platyhelminthes; Trematoda; Strigeidida; Schistosomatidae
Source: the annotation of a GenBank genome assembly